Messenger RNA from Polypterus senegalus (gray bichir), 5062 nucleotides. It is a transcript of the gene slc7a6, whose product is annotated as solute carrier family 7 member 6. Lineage: Eukaryota; Metazoa; Chordata; Cladistia; Polypteriformes; Polypteridae. The record is from RefSeq and is a predicted model, not a curated record. Bases 310 to 1818 code for a protein of 502 amino acids. Gene Ontology annotation, cellular component: membrane. Gene Ontology annotation, biological process: amino acid transmembrane transport. Gene Ontology annotation, molecular function: L-amino acid transmembrane transporter activity. The transcript has 11 exons.
GACUGUACCUGAAUUGAAGCGCUGUGCAUGUAAAGGCUGUUGGUGCAUCGUGGCCUGGGCGUAGCGCCGAGUGAUGAGGUUGGUUCAUAUUUGCAGCACAAGGGAACGCGGAGUAUGUAAGUAUGACUGGCAGAAAAAAGCUCAGAAAGGAAUGGAAAAGACAGAUAAAGCUUCAUCUAAGUGUAAACAGGCCUCAAGUUCAAGUUCAAGAUACACCCUAGCAGAGACUGACCUGGAACAGAUAGACGAAAGAAUGGAUCUCUAGGAAAAUACUGACCACAGUGAUUUGGUUUGCAGAAGACUUUCAGGAUGGCCAAGGAAAACCACCGUGCCUUGCCCUACACUCCUACUACAGAAGAAAAUGGUGAAAGCAAUGUCUUAAAUGGAGAAGCACAACAAACCAAUGAAACAAUGCAACUAAAGAAGGAGAUAUCUCUUUUUAAUGGGGUCAGCCUCAUUGUGGGAAACAUGAUUGGCUCAGGGAUUUUUGUUUCUCCCAAAGGUGUGCUGAUAUACAGUGCCUCAUACGGACUGUCCUUGGUAAUCUGGGUAAUUGGGGGUAUAUUUUCAGUAAUUGGUGCUCUGUGCUAUGCAGAACUAGGAACCACUAUCACCAAGUCAGGGGCUAGCUAUGCAUACAUCCUGGAGUCGUUUGGGGGAUUUAUUGCAUUCAUUCGUCUCUGGACAUCACUUCUCAUCAUUGAGCCUACUAGCCAGGCAGUAAUUGCAAUAACCUUUGCUAACUACCUUGUGCAGCCCUUGUUCCCCACCUGUCAACCUCCCUACACUGCAUCCAGAUUGAUUGCGGCUGCUUGUAUCUGUUUGCUAACCUUUAUCAACUCUGCAUAUGUUAAGUGGGGCACAAGAGUUCAGGAUAUGUUUACCUAUGCUAAGGUCAUUGCCCUUAUUGUUAUCAUCAUAACCGGACUUGUAAAGCUAUGCCAAGGACAGACUAAAAAUUUGGAGUCUACAUUUGAAGGCUCUUCCACAAACCCAGGAGACAUUGCUCUGGCUCUCUACUCUGCACUUUUCUCCUAUGCAGGCUGGGACACUCUGAACUUUGUUACUGAAGAGAUCAAGAAUCCAGAAAGAAAUUUGCCUCUGGCAAUUGCAAUUUCUAUGCCAGUGGUAACCAUCAUAUAUAUCCUGACAAAUGUGGCCUAUUAUGUGGUUCUGGACUUCAGCUCCAUUAUUGAUAGUGAUGCUGUGGCAGUGACAUUUGCUGAUCAGACACUGGGUGUAAUGAGGUGGAGCAUUCCCAUUGCUGUUGCCUUGUCUUGCUAUGGUGGAUUGAAUUCAUCAAUCAUUGCUGCUUCUAGGCUGUUUUUCGUGGGAUCACGUGAAGGCCACCUUCCAGAUGCACUAUCUAUGAUACAUGUCAACAGAUUCACCCCCAUUCCUGCACUGCUAUUUAAUUGUGCCAUGGCUCUGAUGUAUCUUUCAGUGGAGGAUGUCUUUCAGUUAAUCAAUUACUACAGCUUUAGCUACUGGUUUUUUGUGGGUCUGUCAAUUGCAGGACAGAUCUAUCUUCGUUUUAAAGAACCAGACCGACCCCGGCCUGUCAAGCUUAGCCUCUUCUUUCCCAUUACCUUCUGCCUCUGCACCGUGUUUUUGAUUGCUGUACCAUUAUACAGUGACACUAUAAACUCCCUAAUUGGAAUUGGAAUAGCAUUGUCAGGAGUACCUGUCUACUUGCUGGGAAUUCACCUCCCUGAGUCUAGACGUCCUCCAAUCAUUGGCAGAAUGCUCCGUGCCUUAACACGGAUCACUCAGCUUACAUGUUUCUGUGUGCUCACGGACAUAGACUUCACUGAAUAAGCUACUGAAAAUACCCACUUGUAAUUGGAAUGGAGUGUAUGGGGAAAAGCAAACAAUGAUUCACAAAUGGCAGGAUGUGAAUUAUGAGGAGACUUUGUUUGAAAAAUGGUAUUAGAAUGGUUAAUGCAAAGUACUUGUGCAAUUAGGUGAUAAUCUUGUCCUAAAUACUGUUAAAAAAUCUGCCAAUGGGUCAGCACUGAAAAGCUUUACAGGUAAAUGUUGUGCCUGUUUUCAAUAGCUGCCGAUACCUUGAAUGUUUCCAUUGAAAUAUGACUAAAAUUGAUAAAUGCAUAUACAAUGUAUAUCUAAAAUGAACAAACUAAAUACCUUUGGUGCAGAAUGUCAUCUGUUAAAAAAAAGCUGGUUAUGGGAAUUUCAUCCAGAUAAAUCAAGAUACUGUUUUCUAAACUUACUUGGUUAAAAAAUUACAAGCCCUGUUACUGUAGCCUUUUUUUUAAUCAAUCCUUUGAAAAGAACUAUCAAUGAACUAAACCAAAGCCAUAAUAAUCAACACAAGCUUAGAGGAUAUGAUCAAGAAGAGCUAGGCAUAAAGGUUAAACAGGAGUGAGAAACUGAACUCUGAAAUAUUAACUCUAAAUGAACAAGUUAAUGUGGUAGUUUUUUGGACAUUUUAGGAUGACAUUCUUGAAAAGCAAAGGUAUAAAAGUGAUCAAAUGCAAAUAAGCUUUAAGUGAAAGUUGUUGUUUAAGAAAUUCAUAUGCAACCUUUAUGCAUUUUCAUACUGCAGACAAAAAAUGGAGACUUUUAUAUAUGGCAUAUUGAUCUGUCUUUUAAGGUUCUCCUUAUUUUAUGUCACUUAAACACUCAAAUAUCUUUGCUCUCUGGUAGGAACAGGAAAACUGCCUCCUUAGUCUUGCUGGUUGAAAUUUAAUGUGUUUUUUUUUUUUUUGGUCUAUUUAAAAAAAGUUCAUUUACAAGCAAAUAUGUUUAUAUUUGCUUUUUUUCCUUUUUUCAAAACCGUUCACAAUUAUGGAAAGUGUUUAAUGUGUUUGUUACAAUAGAACUGAGUAUGUCUAAAUAUGCAAUAGCACCUAGCUCAAAAUUUACUGUAAUACUACUGAGAUACUGUGAUAGUUUAAAUUGCUAAGAAUUGGAUUUUACAUAAACUUCUGUAAAAUUCCUUUUUUAUUUUUCAAAGGCUUAUCUGUUUUGGGUUUCAAUUAGUUGCAAUUUAUAGAAAGUUUCUAAGAGAAUUUAUCUCUCAACAGAUGGUCAUGUGGUAAUCUCUACAUUAUAGGAUUUUUUAUUAUUUCUAUUAUAGAAUUAAAGCCCAUAAAGUACACCUAAUCAACAAUGGCUGUAUUUUAAUCAGGUUUGUGUAAUAUCUUAAAAAUAAAUUCUAAAAAAAAUUUUUUCUUAACUUCUGGGUGCUUAUUAAAAUAACUAAAUACAUCGGGGCAUUUGCGGAUCCCAAAUAAUAGCAUUAUUUCAUACCCAAUGCCUGGUUAGCUAUUCUUAAUUGAGUGAGUUGAUUCUUUAGGGCACUGAUAUUCACAAGACUUCACCUUUGGAUAUUUGAACCUUGAGGCCAGUGACACUUCAGGAUCAAAGUUGCUUUAGGUAGAUAAAGAAGAAAAUGUUUGUUAAAUGUUGAUUUUGUAAAACAACAUGCAUAAAGCAUAUUCUUGCUAGUAUGUACAGUUGGUUUACUAAUAAUUUUACUUUUUGUUUGCAAAUUUAGACUAAUUUUGGUUUGUUCCUCACGUACAGAACUAUGCUAAAUGACCAACUGAAAGUGUACAUUGAAUGCUGCUGCAUUUGUGUGGUCACUGAUUAGGCAUUGACCAUCAUUCAUUUGUUUGCCUUGGGGAUGACUUUAGAAAUGGAAAAUAAGCUGUUAGUGUGAUAGCAAAGGCCAACCUGUUAAACUUACAGAGGUUUGAUUUAGCUUUUGAUUUUGCUAGUAAUACCAAAUAUCAAUUUUGCUGUAUUUAUUAUUAUUCAGAGGUUGAUAUUUAUGCUAUCAUACUUGAGCCUUGUCAGGAGAUUACGAGUUCAUGCUGCACAUGCCUUAUGUAAAUAAAUGUGCAGUCAAAAUCUUAAAUUGGCAUUAAAUGUUGAAACCUCUUUAUGUACUUACAGUGUUUUGAGUUUUGGAGUUGAGGGUUGUAGAAUUGGGAAACCCUUGCAACUCAGGGCCCUGCGCAGUGCAAUGAAUGUUUUAUCUUUGGACUUAAACCAGAGAAUGUCUGAGAUUGGCACAAAAAUUUAAAGAGAAAAAAAAAAUACCCUAAGUAAAGAGGAAUAGUUCCUCAUGAAUUUUUAAGGUAAUAAAAAAGACAGAUGUCAAAAUAGAAAAAAAGGACAUGGGUACAGACCAUUAAAUGUGGACAUGUUACUGGAUAUUUUUAAUUAAACUAUCAACUAAAACACUUAUUUUAUAAGUGGAUUACUCACUGACAAGAGUUUCCUCAUGGGACAUCACCAACAUGGUGCAGUGUAUGGGAAAGUGUCCUACUUGAAAUUUUAGAGGAACAUGCACUGGCAGUUGGAGGGUUUUUAUACGUGCCCUGUGUGGAAACAAAGGGCCAAUGGGGUGGUUGAUUAUCAUGUUUGUACUGCAUAUCCCCAUAGGGACACUAGUAUCAGGAGUUGUUAGCUAGAGCUUGGCAUGAAAGAUGUAAAGUGCCAACAGUGUAAUAGGGACCAAGCAACCCAUCCAGGGUUCCUCUGUCCUGAAAAAAAUGGGUCUAGGUAUGGUUAGUGGUAUGAGACUGCUCCUGUUUGACAAGUGGGAGCAUGUCGCCAUUGGCCGGGCGGGGGCAGUGCAGCGUGAGGGUACUGUUCUCCUACAUAACCACAAGGGUGCAGCACACAUCGUGGUGUGAAUGGGUAACUGAAGUAGUGCUUUGUUUGCCCAGCUCUUUAAGGGCAUAUGGAAGGCUUUUUAGAUGCAGUGAGACAAGGAGCUAGCGACCCUAGCUGGAGAGGAGAAACUACAUUGUGGAGCAAAGGCUUAGCUAGCAGGAGAAAGAGGCCAGGAUCAGUAGAGAGUGGGUGGUGGUGAGUAAGGGACAGAUUUCUUAUAGUUAUUUAGUGAAGGCAGGUAGACAAACUAAAUUUGGCAGGUACAAGGGUUCAAGAGGUGUGUACUCAAUCUUUUCUUGCCUGAAAUGUGUGUUUAAUUUUAUGUUGUUCCUUAUUUAUCCUGUCCUAUGUGGUGUAUAUUUAAGAAAUACGGUUUUAAUAAAUAAAAUGUAAUAAAUGCACUUUGAUAAAAUAA